GACAGGGAUCUAACGUCAUUGCCGAAUGUCCAAGCUUCCAGAGCUCCGAACUUAUAUGCUAUCAGAUCUUUAAAUCGAGAAACUUACCUCAUGUAACCAACUACGUACUUGCAAUUCAACAACGCAAACCAUAUAUAUGAGUAUGGCUACGCUUAGACCGCUGAGAGCACAGGGUACGGCUUAUUCUAUCGCUAGAGGCUCAAUUCGACCUACCCGAUGUACAACUAGCCUGAAAACAUGGCCGGCAUCGCGAACGCAAAUUCGCAGCAUGUCUGGACCGUAUGGCUAUACCCAAGCGAAAUCCCUAGUGUUCAGUGAAUAUGGCGAACCAAAAGAUGUUCUAAAACUACACACACACUCCAUAUCCCCCUCCCUCCCCCCCUCCUCCCUCCUCCUCCGCACCCUCGCCGCCCCCAUCAACCCCGCCGACGUAAACACAAUCCAAGGCACCUACGGCGCCAAACCCGCCUUCGACACGCUCCUCGGAACCCCCCAACCCUCCGUCGUCCCCGGCAACGAAGGCGCUUUCGAAAUCGUCUCCUCCUCCGCCCCUUCCUCCUCGGGUUUCUCCCCAGGCGACUGGGUCAUCCCCAAGAAAACCCAAUUCGGCACCUGGCGCACCCACGCCCUCGUCCCCGCGGACUCCGUCAUCAAAAUCGAUAAAUCGGGACUAUCCGCCGACCAAGUCGCCACCGUGUCCGUGAACCCGUGUUCCGCGUACCGCAUGCUGCGCGACUACGCGUCCCCCGAGCCGCUCCGCGAGGGGGACUGGUUCAUCCAGAACGGAGCGAACAGCGGCGUCGGACGCGCGGCGAUCCAGCUCGGGAAGCUAUGGGGAUAUCGCAGCAUCAACGUCGUGCGUGCGCGCCCUACCCCCGAGGAAGACGAGGCGUUGAAGGCGGAGUUGCUGGGGUUGGGGGCUACGCAGGUCGUUACGGAGCAGGAAUUCACGUCGCGGGAGUUUCGGGACAAGUUGGCGGAGUGGACGAGGGGGAGUCGGGAGGGGGUAAGGUUAGGGUUGAAUUGCGUGGGGGGCAAGAGCGCGCAGACCGUGGCGUAUAGUCUUGGGCGCGGCGGGACUAUGGUGACGUAUGGCGGGAUGUCGCGGGCGCCGGUGGCGCUGCCGACUGGGUUGUUGAUAUUUAAGGACGUGCGGUUUGUUGGGUUUUGGCUGAGUCGGUGGGCGGAUCGGGAUGCGGUGGCGAAGGAGCGCACUGUGGCUGAGAUAUUGGGGUUGGUGAGGGAGGGGAAGUUCAAGGAUGUGCCGAUCGUGCAGGUGCCGUGGACGUGGGAGACGGGGGUGCAGGAGUUGAAGGAUGCGGUGCAAGGCACGUUUGAGGGGUUUAGGAAGGGCAAGGCGAUUUUCGCGUUUAAGGAUACGUAGGAAGUAUUUGGGAAGAUGGCGAGGUCGUGGGAAUGGGAUGGGCUUGGGUGGAUCGUCCGGUAAACGGAUUGCCUGAUUGUAGCAUUAUGAUCUAUGUAGACGAUGAUGGAAACGCAGAACGGCUGCUAUGGUAUUGUUAUAUAGACGCAGCACUAGGUUUUUACUAGGCAUGGAGAGUGUCGGUAUGAGCAUGAACGUUUACACGCAAACAUGUUCACUCAGAACAAGCAGGCUAGAAUAGCCUAUUUAAAUACCACAAUUCAAUGGGAUUGGGUUCCCGAGACCUACUC
Molecule: messenger RNA, 1674 nt
Organism: Annulohypoxylon maeteangense
Lineage: Eukaryota; Fungi; Ascomycota; Sordariomycetes; Xylariales; Hypoxylaceae
Product: NAD(P)-binding protein
Exons: 2
Coding region: 137-1384 (415 amino acids)
Biological process (GO): fatty acid metabolic process
Cellular component (GO): mitochondrion
Molecular function (GO): trans-2-enoyl-CoA reductase (NADPH) activity
Source: RefSeq, a predicted model, not a curated record